This is a messenger RNA of Sarcophilus harrisii (Tasmanian devil), 819 nucleotides long. It is a transcript of the gene PTTG1IP, whose product is annotated as PTTG1 interacting protein. NCBI's taxonomy places the organism in Eukaryota, Metazoa, Chordata, Mammalia, Dasyuromorphia, Dasyuridae. The transcript has 7 exons. Gene Ontology annotation, cellular component: cytoplasm; nucleus. Gene Ontology annotation, biological process: protein import into nucleus. The record is from RefSeq and is a predicted model, not a curated record. The annotation marks the transcript as partial.
CCCCGCCCCGCGCCUGCCCAGUCACGAGCUCGGGCUGGGGCUCAGACAGGGGUGACCGGCUCCGCGACCGCCGGCGUCCGUCUCUGUCCCUGGGGCUGCUCCGCGUCCCCGUCCGUGAGCGGCAGAGCCGCGGAACGCCUGCUCAUGGAGCCCCGGGGCCCGGCUCGGGCCGCGCUGCUCGGGCCGCUGCUGCUGCUGCUGUGGCCGCUCCUCCUGCCUCCGUCCGGGCCGGCCGUGUCCGCCCAGAGCGCGGCCGCUGCUUGCUCCGAGAACACGAACAAAUCCUGCAGCGAGUGCCUGAAGAACGUCUCGUGCUUCUGGUGCUACACGAAUAAUGCUUGCCUGGACUAUCCGGUCCAGAAGAUCCUGCCGCCCAGCUCGCUCUGCCAGCUGAGCUCUGCCCGAUGGGGCGUGUGCUGGGUGAACUUCGAAGCCUUGAUCAUCGCCAUGUCGGUGGUGGGAGGUGCCCUCCUCCUGGGGAUCACCAUCUGCUGCUGCUGCUGCUGCUGCCGGAAAAAGAAAAACCCCAGGUCCGACAAAGAGGAGGAACGCGCUGCCAGGGAGAGGGAAGAGAGAAGAGUUCGGCAGGAGGAGAGGAGAGCGGAGAUGAAGUCCAGACAUGAAGAAAUCAGGAAGAAAUACGGCCUGUUUAAAGAGCAGAAUCCUUACGCCAGAUUCGAGAACUAGCCCCCGUGGAGCCCCCUGCGGGCCAUAGGCGGCCGGACCUUCUCUGCCUGGACGAGCCCCGCAGACACCAAGGAAAGCCCGCCCCAGCCUCCAUUAACGCCAUGCUUUCAGUAAAGAGCCUUAUGUUCAAUA